Anthonomus grandis grandis is the source of this 945-nucleotide messenger RNA. RefSeq lists its product as uncharacterized. Lineage: Eukaryota; Metazoa; Arthropoda; Insecta; Coleoptera; Curculionidae. Bases 1 to 945 code for a protein of 314 amino acids. Gene Ontology annotation, molecular function: sequence-specific DNA binding. The record is from RefSeq and is a predicted model, not a curated record. The transcript is spliced from 3 exons.
AUGUCUCCAAUGUCUCCAAUGGACACGCCUCUGCGGGAUGUAUCCAUCAACGACAACGUAGAUGGAUCGGUUCUCGAGAAACCUUCCAAGCAAAGCGAGAAACAAGUCGACGCUGUCUACAUUCCACCCAAGGUAGAUCAACUCACAGACGAGGAAGAAUUUUCAGAGGACCCGGAAAAUAUCGAAAAUAGCCAGAAUGGAGAUAUAGCGGGAACUUUCGAGAUCCACACCGUUCGAGAUGAGAUUUACGAUGAAUCUGACGAAGAAGAUUUGGCAACAAAACGCCGAAAAAUCCUAGAAAAAAAAGCGGUAAGUUACAACCCGAGGAGAUCUUGGUUUCAUUUCAUUGGAGAUCUGGAUCAUUCAUACAGAAGAAUUUACCUUUAUCCAAAAAAGAGGAACACAUUUAAGAACUUAGGGGCGAAUUGGAGGGUUUGUGUACCGUUGGACAUUUUUUUCAAAUUUGUCGUUGAGAAUCUUAUGGAUUUGAUUAUCCAGUUUUCAGAAAAAUACGCACAAGACAAUAACAGACACGAGUUUCAUCUAUCACGAGAAGAACUGCUGAAUUUUCUUGGGAUCCUAAUUUUGUCUGGAUAUCACAGCUUACCCCAGACAUAUAUGUAUUGGUCUUUAGAUGAGGACAAAACUGUGCAUAUUGUCAGAGACUGCAUGAAUAGGAAUAAGUUCAGAUCGAUAAAGCGAGAUCUACACUUUAGUGAUAAUAAUAAUCUGGAUAAAGGACACAAGUACACAAAACUCCGCCCUUUUUUUGAUACAAUGAAUGAAAAAUUCUUACAGUUUGACAUUUUUUCAUUUAACUUCUCUAUUGAUGGGCAAAUGGUUCCUUAUUUUGCAUGCAGGCAAGCCUUGGAUAUUUCUACAAAUUCAUUCCUUAUGCGGGAGCAGCAGAGAAGAACAGUGAUAUUGGACUUGGUGCGACUGUAG